GUGUUAUCUCAGUCUGGCCCUGGAUCUAUAGUUAGCACUCGCCGUGGGCGCAAGGCUCUUGCCUUGUAUGCUGAAGCGAAAUGAUGCACCGCUCCAAUAAAGGCUCCUUUGGUCCUUCUUGACGCAACACCAAUGGCUGCCAUAACCAGCAGCGACCUGGAGGCUGCCUCGCACGCUACAGCACGGUUCGCUCAAUCCAUGACAAGCAACAACCAUUUUGACGAAUCCAAAACGAGAAGCGGAACACCCCUAUCGGACGUCUCGCCCAGCGCCCAAGCAUGCUGUAUUCCACCUCCUUGUUCUCCAGAGUUGAAAUGUGGUACACAAGAUUGCAGGAAUGAUGAAUGGAACAAAACUCCACAAAAUAGCAAAGCGACUUUUUUUUUGUCACAAAUAUUUAUCAAGUUUCUGAAACGAGAUCAAACACCAGUAGAAUGUAUUGCCUGCGGGGAUAAGGUCCCACCAAAGCAAAGUUUCCGUGCACCAUGUGCUCAUCACUAUUGCCGGGAAUGCAUAGCGAAUUUCGCGAAGGCAUCCAUGAAAGACGAAUCUCUGUAUCCCUUGCAGUGUUGCCAGAUUCGAAUACCGGCAAAGAAAGUCGAUCGACAAUUACCUAAACCACUGCAGACAGGAUUUCGUGCCAAGACUGUGGAAUAUUCUGUCCCGCCGACUACACGAGUGUACUGCGCGAAUCAGAAAUGCUCUGCGUUCUUGUGCUCCUCAGACACUCGCAAGGCGAACAUGACUUGCCGUGUGUGUGGCACCGCGAUGUGCCUCGCAUGCAAGAAUAGGAGACAUUUAGGAGAAGAAUGCGUGGAAGCAGGACUGCAAAGAGACUUGAAGAGACUCGCAGAUGAUAAAAAUUGGCAGUCGUGUCCUGGCUGCCGGGCGAUCGUCGAACGUACAGAUGGGUGUAGCCACAUCACGUGUCGCUGCUCCACCCACUUCUGUUAUCGAUGCGGAGCCCGCUGGCGAAAAUGCUUUUGCCACAGAGAGGAUCACUAAGUCCCUUAUCAUAGCAGGAAGUUAUUACACCACGUGCCAAUGAUAGUAAGUACUUAGUAUAUGCAUGCAGCAUCAAAGAAACGUCCAAAUUUUAAAUUUCCUAGCUAGAUGUCUCAUUAUGAACAUACCCUUCUUUGUACGCAUUAUACGCUACACGUGUAUAACCUUUGCAGAACAACC
Messenger RNA from Suillus subaureus, 1185 nucleotides. RefSeq lists its product as uncharacterized. Gene Ontology annotation, biological process: protein polyubiquitination; positive regulation of proteasomal ubiquitin-dependent protein catabolic process; ubiquitin-dependent protein catabolic process. Bases 133 to 1005 code for a protein of 290 amino acids. Gene Ontology annotation, cellular component: ubiquitin ligase complex; cytoplasm. The record is from RefSeq and is a predicted model, not a curated record. NCBI's taxonomy places the organism in Eukaryota, Fungi, Basidiomycota, Agaricomycetes, Boletales, Suillaceae. The transcript is spliced from 4 exons. Gene Ontology annotation, molecular function: zinc ion binding; ubiquitin protein ligase activity; ubiquitin conjugating enzyme binding.